AUGGUCACCAUGGCGGCGACCAAGAAGCAGCCCUGGCGUGGCGCCGCCCCGCUCUCCACUGCCUCCUCCUCCUCGGCGCCCUCCUGGCCCUGGGGCUCCCGCAUUGCGCCGUCCCGCAUGCGGACGCACGGGACGACGAAGAAGAAGAGGGGCUGGGGCGGGAGUGGGAGCGGGAGCGGCGACGCCGUGGUUGUCCCGGCGAGGAGGUCGUCCGUCUACAAGGGCGUGACCAGGCACAGCAUCUCAGGGAGGUACGAGGCGCACCUGUGGGACAGGCAUUGCCGGAGCACGGCCCAGGGCAGGAGAGGCAAACAGGUUUAUCUGGGAUGUUACAAGACAGAGGAGGAAGCAGCUCGCACCCAUGAUCUCGCGGCGCUCAAGUGCUGGGGUUCAGAUUGCGGGCUCCUCAACUUCCCAGUGGACACGUACAGGCAGGAGCGCGAGAGGAUGCAGCGGAUGACACGGGAGGAGUACCUGGCGAGGCUGAGGCGCAACAGCAGUGGCUUCACAAGAGGCGUCUCCAAGUACAGGGGAGUUACAAGGUGUUCAACAACUUAUUGGCACCGCACGCAUCACGCGAACGGCCGGUGGGAGGCGAGGAUCGGUCACUCUGCCGACACGCAGUACUCCUACUUGGGAAUUUUCGAUACCCAGGAGGAGGCGGCCAGGGCCUACGACCUCGCCGCGAUACGAAUCCGCGGCCCCGGCGCCGUCACCAACUUCGACGCCGACUGCUACGUGGACAUCCCGCAGCCGCUCCCCUGCAAGCCCGAGCCGGACCCGGAGCCGGCCGCGGCCCGUCCAUGCCCGCCGGCGCCACUGCCGCCGCCCAAGAUCGAGCCCAAGGACGAGCCGGAGAACCACUUCGAGUUCGAGCGCGAGCCGCCGCCCGCCCCGGCGCUCCGCGACGACGCCGACCACGUGGACCGCGCCAUCGCCGAGGUCCUGCAGGCGCUCUGCGUGGACCGCGCCGACUUCGAGGCCAGGUACCCGCCCCGCCGCGCGCGCGUCGCCGCCCCCGCCGGCGCAGGGUGGCCAACGCCGUCGGGCUCGGACGACCUGCCGGUGCCGGGCGACGCGGGCUUCUUCGAGGACGACAUCGAGAGCGUGCUCUUCGACGCGCCCGGCGACGCCGAAGUCCCGCGCGCCGCCACCGCCACGAUCAGCUCGCUGGCGUCUGGCCGCUGGUGGUGACGGACGUCGGCGUGCCCCAUGUUGGUGGUGCCGGUGCG
Molecule: messenger RNA, 1232 nt
Organism: Triticum urartu
Lineage: Eukaryota; Viridiplantae; Streptophyta; Magnoliopsida; Poales; Poaceae
Biological process (GO): regulation of DNA-templated transcription
Molecular function (GO): DNA-binding transcription factor activity; DNA binding
Source: RefSeq, a predicted model, not a curated record